AUGGACCUUUUGAAAGAUCCUGUCAAUGAUCGAUAAGUGAAAACUUUGAAGCCUCCACCUCAUCGUCCAUUGUCAAGGAAUCUAAUGUUUCCUGAUAAAUUGAAAAGUAAUCAAGAAAUUAUGGAAUAGACAAACCUGAUUGGAAAUUGUUAAGAGAUCAUUUACAAAAAGAGGGAAGAAUAGCUAAAGAGGAUCUAUUUAAAUUAGUUGCUGAUUGUAAUAAAUUAUUGAGUAAUUAAUAAUUAAAUGAAUAGAAAAUGAAGGAAAUGUGUUAUAUUUAUAAGAUCCAUUAACAGUUGUUGGUGAUAUUCACGGGUAAUAAAAUCAAAUUUAUGAUUAGUCAAUAUUAUGAUUUAUUGAAAUUAUUGGAACCUAAAGUAGGUGGUAAUCCUGAAAACACAAAGUAUAAUUUGAAAAUAUUAAUAAUAAUAGAUAUCUCUUUUUAGGAGAUUUUGUUGAUAGAGGUUCAUAUUCAAUAGAAGUAAUAAUAUUAAUGUAUGCAAUAAAAUUGAAUUUCUAAAAUUCAGUAUAUUUUUUAAGAGGAAAUCAUGAAUGUAGAUAAUUAACAGCAUUCUUUAAUUUUAAAGAGGAAUGCUUAUAUAAAUAUGAUUAAGAAACUUAUGAAAUGUUAAUGGAUUCAUUUGAUUUAUUUCCUUUAGCAUGCAUAAUANAACAUUCUAAAAUGAAAACUAUUAAUAAAUUUAGAAAAAGAAUGCAUAUUCUGAAAGCAGUUCAAAAUUUUUCAACUAUAAAAAUCAUAAAUUACUGCUUCUACUCAUUUUGUAGUAAUAAUCAAUGA
This is a messenger RNA of Paramecium sonneborni, 799 nucleotides long. NCBI's taxonomy places the organism in Eukaryota, Ciliophora, Oligohymenophorea, Peniculida, Parameciidae. The record is from the annotation of a GenBank genome assembly.